Lecanosticta acicola is the source of this 1198-nucleotide messenger RNA. NCBI's taxonomy places the organism in Eukaryota, Fungi, Ascomycota, Dothideomycetes, Mycosphaerellales, Mycosphaerellaceae. The record is from the annotation of a GenBank genome assembly.
AUGGCUGAGCAACUCGUUCUCCGCGGCACCCUCGAGGGCCACUCCGGCUGGGUCACCAGCUUGGCCACGUCGCUCGAGAAGUGAGCAGCGGCUGCGUGCAGCGAUGUUCGAUCCACAUGCAAUACAUGUACUGACAGCGACGGCAGCCCCAACAUGCUCCUGUCCGCCUCCCGCGACAAGUCCCUCAUCAUCUGGAACUUGACCCGCGACGACACCAGCUACGGCUACCCAAAGCGCUCGCUCCACGGCCACUCCCACAUCGUCUCCGACUGCGUCAUCUCCUCUGACGGUGCCUACGCUCUUUCGUCCUCCUGGGACAAGACUCUGCGUCUGUGGGAGCUCUCCACCGGCCAGACGACCCGUCGCUUCGUCGGACACACCAACGAUGUCCUCUCCGUCUCCUUCUCCGCCGACAACCGCCAGAUCGUGUCCGGUUCGCGUGACCGCACCAUCAAGCUUUGGAACACCCUUGGCGAUUGCAAGUACACCAUCACCGACAAGGGACACACCGAGUGGGUCUCCUGCGUGCGCUUCUCGCCAAACCCGCAGAACGCGGUCAUCGUCUCUGCUGGCUGGGACAAGUUCGUCAAGGUGAGUUGCAGCACACCCACGUCGCCCCCCUCAGAUGAUGCUACAUUUAAGUAUUUGCUACUUCAGAGCCUCCCGGCCAUGAGACACACUUUGCCUUCACCGGCGCACUGAUUCGGAACACAUACCCAUGUCCAGCUUACAUGCCAUAUUCCGAGCAUACAUGCUGACUUGGAAUCCAUAGGUCUGGGAGCUCUCCACCUGCCGUCUGCAGACCGACCACAUGGGCCACACCGGCUAUAUCAACACCGUCACCAUCUCCCCUGAUGGCUCUCUCUGCGCCUCCGGUGGUAAGGACGGCACCACCAUGCUCUGGGACUUGAACGAGUCCAAGCACCUCUACUCCCUCUCUGCCGGCGACGAGAUCCACGCCCUCGUCUUCUCGCCCAACCGCUACUGGCUCUGCGCCGCCACUGCCAAGGAGAUCGUCAUCUUCGACCUUGAGAAGAAGAGCAAGGUUGAUGAGCUGAAGCCUGAGUUCCUCGAGGGUGGCAGCAAGGCCCGCGAGCCGGAGUGCAUCUCCCUCGCCUGGUCCGCUGAUGGCCAGACUCUGUUCGCUGGUUACACCGACAACAAGAUCCGUGCCUGGGGUGUCAUGUCCCGCGCAUAA